AUGAGCAAAUCUGAAGAAAAUAAUACUUUUCUUGAUGAAAAUUAUAUUGUUGAAAAUAAUUUUUCUGAAAUUAUUAAUGAUAAUACUUUAGAUAAUAUUAGCUCUAAUCACGAAAGAGAUGAAAUUAAUUUUAUUAAUAAAGAUAAUAUUGUGAAAAUGAAGCUAAUACUAGUCAA
Messenger RNA from Dentiscutata erythropus, 176 nucleotides. The record is from the annotation of a GenBank genome assembly. Lineage: Eukaryota; Fungi; Glomeromycota; Glomeromycetes; Diversisporales; Gigasporaceae.